Aplysia californica (California sea hare) is the source of this 2602-nucleotide messenger RNA. RefSeq names its product sodium- and chloride-dependent GABA transporter 2. The record is from RefSeq and is a predicted model, not a curated record. Gene Ontology annotation, biological process: sodium ion transmembrane transport. Lineage: Eukaryota; Metazoa; Mollusca; Gastropoda; Aplysiida; Aplysiidae. Gene Ontology annotation, cellular component: membrane.
GACAUGAGUAGAAGCGUUAACAUACUUUCAUUGUAAUAUGUAUAAAUACAUGCCCGCGUACAGACAUACAUUAACAAAAAACAAACGCGCCUACAGAAACAAUAGCACAAUACCAGCAAUUAUACUAACAUUUGCACAUAAACGCGUACAUUCGAGUACACACACACACACACACACACACACACACACACACACACACACUCACACACGCACACACACGCACACGCACACACACACACACACACACACACACACACUCACAAUAUGUGCGUGUGCGCUCCUGCGACUUAAAUCAAGAAAGGCUACUGUAACUGUACCCUGUUCAACUCCGCUAUUUAUUGCAAGUGUCCGAGAAAUUCAGAGAAGGAGUUGCAAAGAUUUUGAAAACUAGCAGCACAUUGAGGUCGUGAUGGAGGCUUUUACACGUAACACUGACGACACUGCUGAAAGUGAAAAAAAUAAGGAGAAAUAUUUCCCCUUGAAGACAACCGAAGACAUUUCUUCCCAUGUCGACAGUACUAUGAAGUUGGAAGGCAAGGAUAUGAACGGUGUAGAGUUUGUUAACGUUGACGAAACAUCCCAUCUGGACUUGGACGACGACGAGGAAGAAAAUGUUCGACACUCCUGGGCGAGGAAGACAGAGUACAUUCUCUCCAUGAUUGGCUACUGUGUCGGCAUCGGCAAUGUUUGGCGUUUCCCAUACAUCUGCAUUCGGAACGGAGGAGGAGCAUUCCUGAUUCCGUUCAUCAUAUGUUUGCUGCUCUGUGGCUUGCCGCUGUACUUCAUGGAAGUAGCCCUGGGACAGUUUCUCGCAAAGAGCUCCUUGCAUGUCUUCGAAAUUUGUCCCUUGCUGAAAGGUGUCGGUGUUGCAGUGAAUUUGAUGUCCCUUAUCUGUGCAUGCGAGCAAUCUAUGAUCAUAGGAUGGAUGCUGAUUUUCCUCCCCCACUGUUUUCGCGACCCUCUUCCCUGGACAUUAUGUGGCCAGUGGUGGAAUUCUGACAAGUGCGUGCCCACCAUCGGCCAAACACAAGCUGGCGCUGUAGGAAAUGGUACUAUGAUAGGCAUGGAUGGAUUGGUUCGUGCAGGCCACAAUAUUACCUUCACGGCAGAUGAUAACAACUUUACAGAGAUGGUCAUCAACAGCAGCGUAGCCAAUCGUACGACGACGAAGUCUGCCAGUGAAGAAUUUUGGCUGAACAACGUUCUAGAACUGUCUCCUGGAUUUGAGCAUUUGAACGGUCUCCCGUGGCACACCAGCCUGGCGCUUGCAGUCUCAAUCCUUGUCACAACCUUAGGAAUUAUAAAAGGCGUCAAGUCUGUCGGAAAAGUGGUGUAUGUGACGGCCACCCUCCCGUACAUUCUCAUCACCAUUCUCAUCAUCAAGGGCGCCACGUUGGAUGGGGCAGGGGACGGUGUAUUAUUUUACCUCAAGCCAGACUUCAGGGACUCGGUAGUGCUGACUCUUGUGUGCGAGGGGUCAAGUUUCUUUGCUGGAUUCGCCAUCUUCACAGUCCUCGGGCACAUGUCGCACGUUCUAGGCGUCCCGAUACAACAGUUCUCUCAGUCUGGAGCCGGCCUGGCGUUCGUAGUUUACCCAGAGGCCAUUUCUUAUCUCCCUGUGCCACAACUGUGGGCUGUCCUUUUCUUCGGCAUGCUGCUCACAGUGGGUCUGGACUCACAGUUUGUCAACUUUGAGACAGCUCUCACCACCAUUGCUGACAUGUGGCCCAAGUUCGGAGGACGCCGGGAAGCUAUAGGCAAAUGUCUCUUCAUGACUCUCAUAUUUUUAAUUUGUCUUCCUCUGGCCACAAGGGGAGGAAUGUACAUUUUUCAACUGAUCGACUGGUAUUUGUCCGCUGUCACUACGGUCUGUGUUGGUGUACUGGAGUGUGUCAUGGUCUCCUGGGUGUACGGUGCACAUCGUUUCUUGAAAGAUGUUGAGCUCAUGAUAGGAAAGAAACCGCCCUACAUUUUUGUCGUCCUGUGGAGGUUCGUCACGCCGGCAAUGCUAUCGGUAGUGUUUGUCUUCACCCUGAAAUCCUACACCCCCCCGACUGUGGACCAGUAUGUGUAUGGAGAGGUUCUCCAGGCUUGCGGCUGGGUUCUCUCUGUAUCCACAUUUGUUCCCAUCCCAGCAUGGGCCAUCUAUAAGCUGUACACAACUCAGGGAAACAUCUUCGAGCGCUUGAGGACAACAUGCACAGCUUCCAGCCAGUGGCGACCUGCGGAACCAAGUCUCAGAGAGCAGUAUCUUUUGAGUACCAAACAUGAAUCGCCAUGCGCUGUACGCUUACCUUGCUACAGAUCUUAGAAGGGUUUGUAAGAUGUUAAAAAAAGAAGUCCUCUUUUUUAAAAAAGCAAAGAUGAUACAUUUCACCUGUGAUUUCUGAUAAUCAAUGUACCCUUAAGGUGGGUCAACCAAUGGCCUCCUUAAACUCCUGUUUCUAUAUUAUUUUCUAGAAUAGAGUUUCAACACCACUUGCGUAUUUACUGAUUUUGGCUGAAGGCAUUUUGCCCGGUGCUUUAAACCAGACUUGAUAGUUUUUUUUUAAGGAAAUAGUAAACACAUUCUUAGGAGAAUAAAAUAUCUGACUUUCCGCAA